AUGACCCUACGACCCACAGUACUGCCAGCCGAGAUCCUGAGCGGCAUCGUCGAUUACCUUCCUGUUCCGGAUCUGGCAGCUGUUGCUCAAGUGAACAAGCAACUGCGGGAAAUGGUCUAUGAUGAUACUCGGUGGGGGGCCAGACUGCGACAAAUGGAGGUUUGGGAUGAGAAGGAAGCAAAGCGGAAAACCUUGGAUGCGCUGGAGCAGACGGAGAUCGCUAGGAAACGAAUUGAGGCAGAAAGACAGCUGGGAAGGAAGACAGGCAGUGUUACCUUAUUUGAUGCGACGAUUGCCGUGACAGACGACAAAGAACGUGAACUCGAUGUUGCAGGUCCUGCUGCACCAAAGCCAACAAUGAUCGACCCGUCUUCCUACCUUAGGGUAUUUGAGGGCGUUAGAUCUGUGCGAGGCUAUGCCCGAGUGGAGUUUGCUAGGAUCUACGAAGCGUUGGCACCUUUGUACAAUGACCUCGCGAACGCGAGUGAUCAUACCGAGCCUCUGGUGUUUCGCAUGUUUCGGACACCAGAAGAACAGGCUAUGAUGAUAAACAUUCUUCAGAAAUUCGGAAGGUCGAGAUCUGUCCGUGAUUGGAGUAAGAAGGAGACAAAGAUCGCAGCUAUGAUCGACUUGUUCGAGAGUGCAGCACUUCAAGAAUUCGAGGGAGGUUAUGACGCUCGGGAUGUCGACGGACGAAUGCAACGAUACGCAAACGUGUUAACAGAGCUGAACGGAGGCGCAUCUUGUGUGCAGUUGUUCAUUCAGAAGAAUCCACUAAUGUACGAGAUACCUGAGACCCCAGCAGACUGCUUUAUGGGGGAAUUACUCAACCUGGAACCAAUGUCAUUGUUUAUCACGCGGCUCAUCAACGAGCUCAACGUCCAAUCAGACGUCGUGAACAGAACAUUCCCAGAGUCUCUUAAUGUCAUGCUUACGUUUGCUGAGCGGGUAAUCCAAGAUGUGGUCGCUGACUAUACUGCAAGGUUGAUUGAAGAAGCGCACCAGAAGGAUACAGAAACAUUCUUGAAGGCUGUGUGUGGCAGUUUCCAACAGUGUUUACGGAUUCCUGCAUCUCUUACGGAAACCAAGGGCUCAAAAGGCACGCUGAAGGAGGAUACUGAAAAAGCAAUCAAGACAAUGUUUGAAGUGCACGUUGAUUUGUAUCUCGUCGAGGAGUUGAACUUUGUACGGAGCAAAUGCGAAGCUGAAGUGGAAUCGUGGGAGAGGAAGGUGGCGGAGGAUGCAGAAGCACAUGAGUCUAUGCUACUGAGUGGUGUCAGCAGAGCAGAAGACAAGAAGAACUUCUUGACGUCUUUCAAGAAGGUUCUCCUGAUGCCUGUGUCAGUGAUUCCGUUUCCGAGUACAACAGCCAAGGUAACGCCUACGACUACUGCUCGACCGUCUGAUGAGUUGUCGCCAGCAGCCCAGACGGCUCAGGCUAGUGCUGCUAUUUCGCGGACGGGCACACCAACCCCAGCAACAUUGCCUACGACAGAGCUUGCUGCCCAAUCUGCUAUUCUAAGUGCUCGUUUGGAAGGUAUCCGUGGACUCUUCAGUUUGGAAGUAGCAUUGCAGCUCCUUCAUCUCUGUAAAUCAAGUCUCGAACGAGCCGAGCCCUUCCUGAGCAUGGGUGGUCAAUUGUCAGAAGAAGUGAGGGAACAGUGUGAGGCAAUCUUUGUCACCCUUAUUCAACACCUUGGCAAGAGACACAUUAAGAACGGAUUUGACCAGGCUGUUGAGCAUUUGUCUCGAUACCAGCCUAGUCAAGGAUCUGACGUCGGGACGUCCGUCGAACCUCUAGUUAUCUUCUUGGAACUGGUUCACGUCGGUGAUCUUAUCCAACAGAUGGUGGAUGUCUUCUUCGAGCAGGAGAUGGCCCGCUUGGUGGAUCGCAAUGACUUCCUGAAUCCGGCCGUAAAGGAGAAGAAGAGGUUCGAGCAGCUUAUCGAUGAACGUGUGGCAGCUGGGUUGAACAAGGGUAUCGACGUCUUGAUGAAUCAAGUGGAAUAUAUCCUGCAUGAGCGUCAGUCGCGGAGAGACUACAACCCCUUGCCAGCCUCCGUGACGGGCGAACGAGACCCGGGUCUUGGACCAACACGUGCGGCUACAGAAGCAGUUGAGUGUCUCACAACCCAUACCAAGCUGCUGGUCGGUUCAACAGAUAAAAGCGUGCUUGAUGUGUUCUUCCAAGAGGUCGGUGUCCGCUUGUUCGGUUCGCUUUGCAAGCAUUUGAAGAAGCAAACCGUAAAUGUCGAAGGAGGCAUUAAGCUAAUCAGCGACCUAAACCAUUACCAUGCAUUUGCAACAUCACUACGACAAAAGGUGAUCAUGCCCUAUUUUACAGCACUGAAGGAGUUGGGACACGUCUUCAUCAUCGGGAUUUCGGAUGCGAAAGCCAUAGGCGCGCUUUGUUCCGAUGUGGCAAGGUAUGGAGGCGUAUUCCGUGCCGAGGAAGUUUAUGAGUUUGUCCAGUGUCGGGCGGACUGGCUGAAGGUGAAGCGUGAUGUGGACAAGAUCUUGUUUGGAGCGAUGAAUGAUUGCUGCGUGCAGUGA
Saitoella complicata NRRL Y-17804 is the source of this 2553-nucleotide messenger RNA. RefSeq lists its product as uncharacterized. Bases 1 to 2553 code for a protein of 850 amino acids. Gene Ontology annotation, cellular component: exocyst; cytoplasm. The record is from RefSeq and is a predicted model, not a curated record. NCBI's taxonomy places the organism in Eukaryota, Fungi, Ascomycota, Saitoellomycetes, Saitoellales, Saitoellaceae. Gene Ontology annotation, biological process: Golgi to plasma membrane transport; exocytosis. The transcript has a single exon. Gene Ontology annotation, molecular function: protein binding.